UAUCGCCAGACUUGGAUUUUUGUACAGGAGAGUUACGGUCUUUGUUCACCUGGUAAAUAAACACUAGGUACCCUAUAACUACUGGAUUUGAGGCGAUUCUUCCGAGGAACUUAUUGCUGAGACACAGAUACAGCGGAAAUCUCUUCACAGUUUAGUGAGGCAUGGGGAACAGUUGCUGAAGAGACAAAACAACUUUAAACUUGAAGUUGAUCUCGAAACCCUGGUUUUUCUAUGGUUGGAAUAUACCAACAAGCUACGUGGCAAGUGGUGUAGUCUUCAGGUUUCUUCUCUUUCUGAGGUAAAGAGGUCAUUCGUGAUACAUUCUGGUAGAGGGAAGCUGCCAGAAAGUUGUGAUGACAAGGAAAAUGUUGGAGUACCAAAAAUCAGCCAUUCUCGAAUAUCCGUAGCACCAAAAGCGUUGUCCUUGGCUGCGAUCCGAAUAUCAGAUGGAUCCUCAGUUAGCAUCAAGCAUCGAAGUUUCAGCGCCCAGGUCUGCUGCCUGCCUCCCAGUCCAGAGAGUCAUGGCUGGUAUGACCUUGGAAUAGAGUCACCUCAGAAGCAGACGCCAAGCAUGGAACCCGUUCAGAAGGUCGAGUUGAGUGAAGGUGCUUUCGAAAUCGGGCUGGUGACGCCAGAAAAGAAAGAUGGGAAGUUUCUGCAGGUGCUAGAGGAGUGGGGCGACCUUGACCUGCCGACUGGACCGAAGCGCCGCAAGAUGAACGGAGACACGCCGAGUUCGAUCCUCAGCAGCCGAUCGGGAUCCCCGUCACUUUUCGAGUGGUGCGAUGACAGUCGGAGCAGCACGCCAGGUGGGUCCCCGGCCCCUCGGACGCUGGCUGAGUUCAAGAAGUACUACCGCAAGGAUGAGCUAUGGAAGGCCAUCGAGCCGUCUUACCAAUACCUGAUGGACAAGGAGAUUAUCGAGACGUGUCGGUCGACUGAGAGUGAUCUUUCUCUCGAUGAAGACGACCAUUUCGCUGGUGGCACCAAUAUUUCGUUUGAUGAGUUUCUCGAGCAGUAUCGAGAUCUCACUGAGUGGUUGCGCCAAAUUCAGGUUGUCACGCAGAGAAAGACCAUGAGUCUGUCGGAGAAGUAUCUCAUCUAUCAGUUCGGUGAAGUAUUGUCGGAAAAAGUUCCACGUCGGAAGUUCUUGAUUGACUACGCCAAGCAGUUGUUGUGCCGUUACCCACACAUGAAUGACGAGAUCAACUCGAUGACGACGUUUCUCAACAACCAGUGGCAUGAGGUGGAGUCCGCCAUUGUGCCCUCCUCCGACUACACUCGGCAGACCAUGAUCACAGACCUGCAGGCUGAUCUAAACUGUUUGAGGAAGUGGCUCUACAAAGUUGAGAAGGAGUUGCUGCCCCUUGUUGUUCGACCAGAAUGGUCACAUCCUUUCAUCAAGGAGAAGCUGAAAGAACAUCAGGUUCUGCAACAGGAGAUUGAGUCACACUCACAGAUCGUCUCCGUGGUUAUCCAGCUGAGCGAGCAGCUCCAGAAUGGUGCCACAGAAUCGAGUGAUCGCUGCGAGUCUCUGUCUCACGUGGCCAACGGUCUGCAGCGGCGCUGGCACGGCAUCUGGUUGCAGUCGCUAGAGUGGCAGUACAAGUUAGAGGAGACUCUUGAAAAGAAGGAUCUUCCCAGUGUUCCAUUCAAUGUAGGACACACGCUUCCAUCCCUGGAUGAACUUGACACCCCUGACUAUGACAGCCAGUCCCCGAACUCCGGCGGCCGAUCUCCGCGGUCUUGGCGAGGGGACCUGAGUGGUGAGGGAUACGAGGAGCUGGAUGACAGUCUCCUGUACCUGGGCCGGCGCUCUGACCUCGUUAGAGACACACCCAACCACCUCGACGUCAGCUACGGCAGCCUCUGCAAGAGGGCUUACCUCGACAAGAGCAGUGGAGACAGCGCCAACAUCAGCGAGGCCGAAUCCAAGAUGGAGGAUUCCCUGUCGGCAGACAAUGCCAGCAUCGUCGUGUCGCACAGCAGUGAGAGUGAGAUGGACGUCGUCCAGAGGGUUCUAUUCAAAACAGAAAACAGAGACAUAGGAUACAGUAGUGAAAGUCACUCCAACGAUGAGACGGAGCUGAUGCGUAUUCACAGCAUGUUGGAGAACCGGUACCCAGGGAAGUGUGAGGUUGCCAGCGACUCUCCCUGCAGUGACCGGAGUCCGCUCACCGAGAGGAAACACGUGAACUUCAACAGCAGACACAACAACUACUACAUGUACAGCAUGGUACCCGUCGACAUCGAAUCUACCGACAAGACAACGGACGAGGAUGUGGUGGGCUCCAACAAUGGGAAGCUGGACAGCUUCCCAGCCGCUGUGACAGUGAGCAGCAAGGAGGAGGUGCCCAUGGAGAAGUUCACCUGCUCCGUGAAUUCUGGACGGAUGGAUCUGGAGAUUGACGACACACUGAAAGCCUUUCUGAACGGAGGCUCGAGUAGCCAGUCGUCUGAGGUGGAAGGAGGAACCGACCCUCAGGAGAAGAUAAAGAUUCUGAUAGAAAAGGUAGAAGAUCUGGUGAGAACGAGUCCGGUGAAGAUUGGGGUGGUUCCAUCGCCGGUCAAGGAAGUGCGGUCCAUCGGCUGUAACACUGUGAGUUCGUGUGAUGCCAGCGGGGAGGAGGCUAGCUGUGAGGAGACCGACGACCACAAUAGUGAGGAUGACGAGUUCUCCACCGCCAGUGAUGACAUCGGCACCACGGCCACUGAUGACAACACGGAGACCCUGUUUGACAGCGUCAUCGGUCUGGAUUACACAUCUGAUUCCAAGAACACCAGCUACGAGAAUGUGUCCUUCUCUCAGCAAACUGCGGAAGUGCUGAACAAUGUCCGACUGAGGGACCAGAUGGGGCCGAGGAAGCUGAAAGACCGUCCAUGGAGUGUUAUAGAGAUGCAGGAAUUCACGAAAAUGUUGGACUCGCAGCCAUAUUCCACCUCUGAAAGUGCUAUUGAUCGUAUCACCCAUUCCCCAUCGAAACAUAAAUCACAGUUUUUAUACCCCGAAAGAGCAGCAACAGUGCCACGGCAGAAGCAUGCCCCCCAAACUUUCCAACGAUCUCUUUCAAUGUCUGAGCAGACAUCUCCGAGAGCAGCUAAGCGCAAACUGCGAUACUCGUCCACACAAAACAAAACGUCCGCUGUGUCUGGCGCAGACUCAAAUGUUUCAGUGCCUUCCAUUGAGUGGAGUAGCGAGGAUGAUGUAGCACACCCGGUCAGCGAGACGGACGAUAUGGUGGACAGGUUUCAGUUAACCCAGGUCAAGUCCAGCAGUGGGGCAUCCUCCAGUAGCUGCGAGUCUGACACGUCAGAUGAUUAUCUCACUCCACCCAUGGAUCCCCCAACAUCCGAGAAUGAAGACAUUCUCAACAGUACUGGUUCAUUUUCCGAGAACGCGUGGGAUAAUUAUCAGGCCCCGUUGUACCCGAGUGUGAGCGAGGAUCUGACUGAGGAGAAAAUACACUGGGAGCCCAUCGACGAGAUGGAGUUUGAUGAAGAGAUCCACUUGGACGGGCAUCGGUCUAGCAUUCUGGGUGAUGCCAUCGCAAAACGAGCCACGUCGGAGAAGCGCAAGGCUAAAUUGACGAUGGCGGGAUCGGGUCACCAUGAUGACAGUGACUCUGACAUGGAGGAUUUCCACUACAUUCUAGAUCAGUCGUGCAUGCAGCUCAAACUAGCUGACCAGUCACUGAAGAAGAAACGAAAAAAUUCCAUGGGCACCCAUCUUCACCUCACCCCAGCUAAAUAUGCUGAGAUCAUAGCAACGUGUGAGACAAACAUCCGAUGUCUGAAAAGUAUCUCAGCCCACCUCGACUCCAAGGAUGUCACAGAGAAAGAUGUUCUCAAGAUGCAGGAUUUGCUGUAUCAGUGGGAGAAGUUGCAGGCUCUGGCAUCCGAGAGGCAGGUGCAGUCCACCCAGCUGGCAUCCAUUUUGUCAUCAAUGUCGGCCAUUAAAAAGAGGCAGCAGGAAGUAGCAACAUAUGUUCACACUAAGAAGUUCAGUUCUGCUAAGGAGCUGGAGGCACUUGUUGAAAAAUUGAAGGAGCAGCAGGUGAGUCUGGAGAAAGAGCAGCAGGCCACCAGUGAAGUAGCGGGGAUGCUGGAGGAGUUUGGAGAGCAGUAUCCUGCCAUCCCACUCAAGAAGUUCAUUGAAGAGCUGGCUGACAUAGAGGAAGCUAAUAGUCGCCUUCAAAUCAGUGUGGUGCUACAGUUGUCCGAGCAAAGUGCAAUGCUUAAGAACUGGUAUAAAUACCUCGAGUGCCGUCAUGAACUUGAAAGUCUUGUUUCUCAAGAUAGAGAGCGCCUGCAGAAAUUAGUAUGUCAGCGAGAUAAUGGCCGACGUGUUCAACACAAGGAUUUAAUUGCAGAACUAGAGAAUCUACAGGGCAGUUUAGGACUUUAUGAGUGUAAGCUAGAAAACAUCCAGUCAUUGCGAUGUGAGCUGCAGAGUUCUUCUGAUGAGGAAACCCAGAAAGACUUCCUUGCAUCACUGGCGGACCUGCGUAACCAGCUGUUUGUGUUCACGAAGACGUGCCGUGAGACGAAGCGUGACGUGGAGGAUGAGGAGGAUCUUGGGUUAGAGGAGACACAAAUCGGACAACUCGCCAUGUCCGCGGCAACCCUGCGCGAAAAGAUCAUUAGGAGAAACAAGCUAGACCCUGAAGAUUUGUCGUACCAGGUGAUCUCCAAACAUUCAAGGGACACCACUUCACGUUCCUGGCUUCGAUCCGCACCUCUGCAGUUCACUGCCCUUGCUUUACUAGCAGGAAUGGUGUACUUAAUGGACUCUGAUAUUGUAGACAAGUUCUUCAAUUUCUCAAUACGUAUUUCACCCGAACUGAGAUACGUCAAUGGUCCACCUCCAUUCUGAAGAUAUCUACCCGGUAUAUUGCACAGUAUAUAAUACUUAAAGAAAGGCAACUGUCCAGCAGUUGACAAAGGUAUAGCAGCUAGGCCCUCGAACACUGGUUGCUGAUGCAGGCCCUGGAUAAGGGGAGAUAAACAAGAAUGUAAAUAGCAUGGUCAAGCAAAAGAAAGUCCAGACGUCCUGAAUGGUGACAUACAGAGAAUGCAACGUAAUGUACAUAGCACUAAGGGAAUCUUAUUGCAUAAUACCAGUGAUCAGGCACAGAAGAGCUGGUAGUGUCUAAAGGACAUCAAAUUAAAUGGCAUCAGGCCUAAGAGUCUGAAGUUGGCAUGAUUCUUAUUGGAUCUUUUGAAGUAGGCACCUACUUGAUGGACAGUAGGGUAUAUCGGUUGAAAUUGUUGGGGGAGGGGAUAGACUUUGGUGUAAUGCCAAAAACUACAUUGAUCUAAUAAUAAAAAUGGAGUGCUAAAAUACAUGAAGAUCAUGUCAUUAGAAUGUGGGAUGAACGUUGUAGAGAAAUAAUUAUUUCUAAUAUUAUUACAGAUAGUGCCUAUUGGAAAUCAGUUCACUCUUGUAAUUACAGCGUACAGAAAUCUCUCGUUUGUGGGAAGAGAUGUGUUGAUUUGUUAUAUCUGUGUACAGUUAUGGCUUUGAAAAAUCAAUGAUUAGACAAGUUGCUGUCAAUAGUUUAAAGAUAAUCAGUAAUAUGUUUUUGGCACCAAAUUUAUAGACCAAUAAGCAUCACAUGAGGUCAAACUAUUUGAAUUUGGAAAAAAAUAUUGGAAGUGUUUUCAUAGUAUACAGAAGGAUCUUGUUUGUUACAAAAAUGUGUGUUACACAUUUUACAGUUGGUCAAGCAAUUUAAAAAAAAAAGACAUUUAAAACUGGCAAUUAUUAUGUUUUGUUGAGAAACUCUUCAUAUGGGUAAUACAUGUAUAUUAUUGUUUCAGUAUGAAAAAUUACCAUAUACUAAAUACAUUAUAAUGUCUUUAAGUUUGGUGCCAAAAAAUAAUUGCCUGUAGUCCGUCCCAUCAUUCCACAAAAAUUAUUUUUGUAAAUACUUUUAGUUUGAUUUGAUGUAAAAAAAAUAAAAAUAAUAAUAUUUUGGAAAUAAAAUACAAAAAUUAGUUUUGUGUGAAUUUAGAAAACAUUUGGCUCGUAAAUAAAUAAAGUGUUUGAAAUGUUCUAAUAUGAGAAAAGGCAUUCCCUGUGGGACGGACUAUAAAUGGAUUUGCCAAUUCUUAGCUUUUUAACUUCCUUAUGGCUAAGAGUAACAUAUCCUUGCCAUUUUCCUCUAUUUCAGAUAAUAGGGUUUUUUAAAUAAGUGAAUAUUUAUGUACAAAUAGCAUGCUGUGCUCUAGAACAUGAGUUUAUAUCAUUGUUCACAGUAUAUCAGGGAUGUGAUACUAAGCAGUAAAAAAAAAUUAAAUGAUUCUUUUUUUAAAGCUGGAAUAUCUGUACCAUACCAAGUAAAGGUAACUUUUUAAGAAUCAAAUCCAGUCUAUUUUGUGAAAACUAUUUUAUGCAAAUAAAGCUGAAAUCGGACAAAAAGCUGAAAAUUCACAUCCCUGUAUAUGUACAUAAUCUGGUAUUAUGUAUUGGUAUAUUAGAGAUUUGAUAUUAUGUAUUAGUAAUGAUUUACUCUGACAGAUACAAAUGAAACUUGGUACGUGGACAGUAGAUCAGAAUGUUUUUAACUGUGCAUUCAGAAUCUGCAUUCACUUUAAGUUGGGUGUUAUUAUAACCUAACAAUGUAAAAUAUAGUCAGAUCUGUCAUAAAACCUAGAUUUAAUGUAAAUAUCAAAAUGAUUUAUACCAAACUCAAUGAUAGGUCGGUUAUUACAAAUACCUGUAUUGUCGCAUUGUAUUAUGUCGACUGUAUAAAAAUACAAGGUUUUGUUAAACGUUCUUAAGCUGGUGUGUUAAUAAACAUGAGAGAAAGGACA
This is a messenger RNA of Gigantopelta aegis, 6816 nucleotides long. RefSeq lists its product as uncharacterized. The record is from RefSeq and is a predicted model, not a curated record. NCBI's taxonomy places the organism in Eukaryota, Metazoa, Mollusca, Gastropoda, Neomphalida, Peltospiridae. The transcript has 17 exons. The coding region runs from base 572 to 4873 and encodes 1433 amino acids. Gene Ontology annotation, cellular component: membrane.